Molecule: messenger RNA, 5549 nt
Organism: Schistosoma haematobium
Lineage: Eukaryota; Metazoa; Platyhelminthes; Trematoda; Strigeidida; Schistosomatidae
Exons: 2
Coding region: 1562-2254 (230 amino acids)
Source: RefSeq, a predicted model, not a curated record
CCAGUCACUACCCAACUUUUAUAAAAACUUGUAAAUAAAUGAUAAUAUCGAGGCAAUCUGCUCAGGAUACACUGACCAACACUCAGUUUUUAAAAAUCAGUUCAAGUGAAUACAACUGACGAGUUCAAAUUAAACAGAAACAUUUAUCCUAGAUUCAUAUGCUAGCUCCUCUAAGAAAAACUCUUAAAAUACACGUUAGUGAAGUUAAUAGUCCGCAUACAAUUUAAAUUAAUGAUAAGUGAGUUGAAAUUUUAUAGAUAUAGGAAGAAAGACUGAAGUUUCAUCAUGAAAAAUAUUCGUCACCUUCGGUCAAAUGUGUGUAAAAAUGUAUCCUAUCUGUCUGCUAUCGAAUAGCUUAUAUAUGACUUCAAAUAAACUUACCAAAACAGCUCAUCUCACACACGAAUAGAAAUGGAAGCACGAUUGAGCAUUAUGAGAGCAACAUUGUCACAAUCGAUAUUCAAACGUUUCAUAUUUGCUCUGACUAACUCAAGUGGAAGAUUUCGUAUAUUUCUCAUGUUCAUUGAAAAGGUAGUGAGUGAUUGAUAUGGGGAAUUCAUAUGCUCUUUGACUUGUCGUAUGAGAUUCUUCUGUUCAUAAGCCAUUACAGACAAUUCCAACUUGAUCUGCAAACACUUCCACAAUUCACACUCAACAAUACGUGAGUGUGUAUCUAUUCAGGUUUAAGCUACUAACACAAUGAAUCAAUUAUGAGAAUUGAGACAGUUCUGCAUAACACUGGAACACGGGAAUCCACCACUGAACAACGUCAUCUCAUUCAUGUAAAAACAAAUUAUGAGUGAGAGAAAAUGGGGUUGGUUAAAAGUGUUCAAUUCACUUUUGCGGUUUCGAGUAAGAUGAACGUUGAAAGUAGUCAGGUGGCACUCAUACUAUCGAACUAAACUCUACGUGUCUCAACAAUGAGGAUAAACUAUGUUAAGCAAAUACUAAUAAUGAGUUUAAAUCUGAAAUAGAAACUGGCUUGUCUUAUGGUCAUCCAAUGAUGAUUGUACCUUGUUGUCCCUAAAUUACUGACAUAUGACACUUUCCUGAGAGAAUAUAGUCUGAACAAACGAAGUAUUUUUAUUACUAGUAUCUGGUUUACUGUAUUAAUUGAUAUUGUCAUGUAUGAAAUAUGACAAUAUGAAGAAUGGUCUGUUGACUGCCAGAAAUCCCUUAUUUAAGGUCGUUACAACAUCGUCCAUGAGGUCAACAAGUUAAGUUUAAAUAAAAUUUUCUUUAACUUGUUUAUUUAAAAUUUGUGUGUCCAGAAAUACAUCACUUUUCAGUGUCAUCAAAAAGAGUUUGGUCUCAUUCAGUGAAGACUUAAUCAACGGUUCCGAUAAAACACAUGCUAACGAAUUCCAACGGUGGAAUUAAAAUAGUGAGUAAUUUGUGAACUAACUGUUUCAUCGAUAUUUUUAAUUAUCACGCUCAACUAUCAUUAACGAUUACACAAAAGACAGUUCAACAGUAGAGUGCACAAGCGUAAUAUGUAUUGAAUAAUGAUGCACUUAGAGAGGCACAACUCUUCCAAUCCAUAAUCAAAAACAAUAUAUAAAUGACAAAUCACACUAGUUUACAUAUCACCACACCGAAUACAACAACACAGACAAUUGGAAAAAUGAGAUCGUCGCUCACACUCGUCUUCUUAGUAGCCAUUGGUUACGCCACCGCCUACCAAAUAUCACAUGAAAGUCCGAAUGAUUACGGUGGUGAUUGCUACGGUAGUGAUUGUGGUGGCGGUUAUGGAGAUGGUGGGUAUGGUGGUGGCGGAUAUGGUGGUGGUGGUGGUGGUGGCUAUGAGGGUGGCGGAAAUGGUGGUGGUGGUGGCUAUGAGGGUGGCGGAUAUGGUGGUGGUGGCGGUGGCUAUGAGGGUGGCGGCGGGUAUGGUGGUGGUUGCAAUGGUGACGAUUGUGGUGGUUACGGUGGUGGUGGUGGUGGUGGUGGUGGCGGUGGCGGUGGCGGCUAUGGUGGUGGUUGCAAUGGUGGAGGCUGUGGAUAUGGCUUCGAUGAAGCUUUCCCUGCUCCCUAUGGUGGUAAUCAAGGCUACGGUGGCAACGGCCAUGGGAAGGGUGGUGGUAAAGACAAUGGCCAUGGAAAGGGUCAUGGCGGUGGCAAGGGUGGUAGCAAAGGUGGCAAAGGUGGCAAACCCAAUACUUACAAACCCAAUGCUUACAAACCCAAUACUUACAAACCCAAUACUUACAAACCCAAUGCUUACAAACCAAACACUUAUGCAAGCACUUACUGAGGCACCAGUUGAAUUGUGGAUUAUUCUUACUUGUUUGUGUCACACUGUCCACUACCCAUUUUUCCACACACCUCUCAAUUCAACUCACUGUAAUAUAGUCGUGUUUGAAUUCGAGAUGAAUAAAACCUAUUCAUUCUAAAUAGUGUUUUCCAUGUACGCUUUGUAUUGUGUAAUGAACGGACGUUAGUUUUUGUGAUAUUUCGAACUGUUGAGAGGUACGUGUUGUUAGUAGACAAGUGCGCGCCAUGCCUCGCUGUUGUGACCUCAUAAUUAUAAGAAAAUGUACAUAUCAAUUCACUGAACAAUGCAGUUUGCAUUAUUUUGUAUUAUCCCGUUGUUGGUAUAUUUGACUGUAAUUUGACCAGUCUUGGUUGACACAUAGACAUCGUAUGUGGAUUGUCUCGAUAUAACCAUUAUGACACGAACUAAUGUAGGAUAGAUGGAAUGUGGCUAGUAGUGGAAUCUAGGACACGCGUUUUGUUCUAGUUCGGACUCGUCGUUUGGGUGGAGGCAAUCUGCAAAAGGUGAAAUGAAACUACAUUAAGUCCACGCUCAGCCUAAAUUCCACUGUUAACCACACUCCAUCUAUCCCAUUUCACUCGAUUGUCUAGAUUGUUUAUCAGCAGAUGUGUUCAUGGCGAAUACCAUGAAUGUAGCUGAAUACCCUGGUCGAACGCAGGUCACUUUAUAAGAGAUACGUGGAUGAUAUUAUAGUUAUCUGUGAAUGAAAGGACCACAUGACAUGUUUGUUGAAUAAAUUUGACGUUUAUCAAAACUGCAUCAAUCUGUUAUGGGAAGAGGAGAAGAGUGACCAACUUCCUUUCUUAGAUAUACUUAUAAGUAGAAGAGAAGACAGUUCCGUCGAACGAUCCAUUUUUAGAAAGCCAACUUGGACAGGCCAAUAUCAUAUUUAUUAUAGUUACUGCCCAGUACAAUGCAAAAGGGUUAUGAUAGUGGGCCUAUCUAACAGGAUUAAUCUUAUUUGCACAGACUAUGAUACUGAUGACGACGUUAGGUUGUUGAACAAAACACAAAUGGAAAGUAGUUAUCCGUUAAAAUUCAUAAAUAGAUAGGAAGGUGAUGGUAUAGUGAGGCCCACUACAGCCUUGGCACAAAACAGCCUGUCUACACAACCUUACUGUUCAAAGGUGAUUCAAAUAGCCUUUUACUGAAACAAGUGAUAAAUCAGUUGCUAACAAAACGUACUACAUAAAAAGGUCAUUAUCAGGGGAAAACAAGGCCCAUGCUUCACCAAAACCUAAAAGACAUGAAGGCGAUUGCGUCAUAUCACACUGUUUCUAUCAAUUUAAGUGCGCGCGUGUGUGCGUGUGGCCACACAUACACAGGGAGGAGUAACCAUAAUCUGCAAAUUAGGGUAUCUGAACAUGUGCCUAAAUGUUUGCGGAAACAAGUAAAAUCAAAUGAUCGGAUAAGAGUAGAUGAUAAACAUCCAUCAUCUUUUAUUGCCUAACAUGUAGUUGAAACAGGUCAUAAGAUUGAUUUUAAAAAGUCUUUUGUGGUGUUGUACAAAAUGUGUUAAAGGGCGUAUACUAGGGUUUAUUGAAGCCUCAGCCAAAUGAAAAUUCAAACCACUUUAUGUAUUCAAAUUAAGUUUGUUCUCAACUUAAAUCUUUCUUGGUAAUAUCAGCAUAUUAUUCAGCGUGAUGAGGUUUCAAAUCGUUUUUUCAUAUUUAUCUUAUUAUCUUUGGCUCCUCCUAACCUCCAUUUGUCUAGUUGACAUUUCUAUUUUUAUGUAUAGAUGUUUUGAAACAGUAUACGUGUGAUUAGGUUGUUUGAAAUGUAUUGCGCUAAUAUAUCACAUAAUCCUGAUAAACUGUGUCUUCUUAUCACCCUAUCCAAAUUAAAUCUUCCAGUUUAUUAACACGUCUCAAUAUAUUUGAUGAGGGAUUUAGGCUGUAGGUGAAAUUGGUGAUUGAAUAUCUGUCAUUUGUGGAUUUCUAAUAUACAUUGUUGGCCUCACAGAACUACUCCAUGACUAGAUAUUUUCUUGCUGAACGUGUUCUCCAUGUUGUGUGCACAAUCACUCCACUGAUUCAGUCCCAACGAUGAAUUCCACAAUAAGAACACAUUUGAACAUCAAUUUCACAUAUUUCACAGUGUUUCACAUCAACGAUCACUAUUUGGUUAGGGAUUGUCCACAAACACUUGCCUCAUCGUUGUGAUUUCAUCCCCUACAAAGUGGUCACCGUCAACUGAUGAUGACAAAUUUUCAUACCAAUCAAAUAUUUUUAUCAUUGUAAAUAGGUUGCAUGUUGAAAUAAAAACGGUCGAACAAAUGGCCAAACGAGGACUGAUGAACACCUUACUCGUAUUGCUUGUAAUUCGACACCCCUUAGUCUGUUUUUUGCAAAGUUGCAUCCAUCUUCAAUACUCAACUUGUUCGUAGUUCAUCUCCUCCAUGAACGACUGGACUGUCGAUUUUUUAGUGUUAAUGAUCUACCUCAUUGUGUUGCGGACAACAGAUCCGCAUAUUCUCGUCAAUCACAUGGAGGAAUUACUUUUCUCGUAGCUACUGACUAUCGCGCAACUGAAUUUAUCUUCAUUCGAUCCCUAAUGUGUGCAUUGUUUCAUAGAUGAAUUCUCAUUUUCCAACCAGAUCCAUCACUGUUGUGGGAAUUAGUCCCAUAAAACUAUCAAGUGAGAUAAUAAAGUGGAAUUAGAAUGGGAAAACAUUUUCAAUAAGUUAAUCAUCAGGCUCUGAAAUUUAGACUCCAUAAUUAUUGCACAACUGUGAUCGAUGUAAUGUGUUUAUGUGUCAAUCGUGAAUCCAAUAGUGAGUUUCAUGUGUCUGGAUUGUAUGCAAAAUGUAUCACUUGUGAAGUUGGAAAUUCACCUAAGUAUGUUAAAUGUGUGAAGAGUGGUGUACUGUGAUCAAUUUAAUAAUACGAUGUUGAAUAGGAGAAAUGUUUUAUGUCGGAAUGAUUGUGUCAAUGUUGGAUUGGUGUGUGGCUGUGGUAUGCGUCAACCUUAUAGUGGGCAAAGAUAACUAAGUAGGCUGCACACAGCUCUUUUGAAAGCAUAGGUUCGGCUUUUUGAAGUCGGUGCAGACAGCUUCAGCUAUGUAAGGGAGUGGUAAUAUUACUCCUUCCGGCAAACUAUUCGGAGCUGGAUGCAAAAACAGGAAUGUUUCUUCUAUUUCGAUGCGAUAUUCACUAUCUGCAAAGUGAGAGCGGGAGACUGUGUCAGCAAAGUGACAUGAAACUUAACAGCGUCAAACCUCCAUUCAGUCAAUCUUCCACGUCGACUUGUCGAUAUGUCACCCACCAUGUCCUCC